This is a messenger RNA of Esox lucius (northern pike), 882 nucleotides long. Its product is annotated as tetraspanin-8-like. The coding region runs from base 1 to 684 and encodes 227 amino acids. Lineage: Eukaryota; Metazoa; Chordata; Actinopteri; Esociformes; Esocidae. The record is from RefSeq and is a predicted model, not a curated record. Gene Ontology annotation, cellular component: membrane. The transcript has a single exon.
AUGGCAGUGGAUAAGUGCAUAAAGUACCUUCUCUUCUCCUUCAACCUACUGUUCUGGAUCAGCGGAAUUAUCAUUCUCGGCAUCGCCAUCUAUCUGAAAGUGAGCAGUAAAACCUGGUUCAUGGGGGCAAUUCCCGGCGUGAACCUUCUGAUAGCCGUCGGUGUCAUCAUCAUGGUUCUUGGGUUCCUGGGCUGCUGUGGGGCCAUCAGGGAAAACCGCAUCAUGCUCAUGCUGUUCUUCAUCCUGCUGCUGCUAAUCUUCAUCCUCCUGUUGACAGCCGGAAUCCUGGGAGCCGUUGGAGUGAGGAAGGUGGAGAAGUCAAUAAGGAACUUGAUCGAGUCGUCUCCACCGCUAUGGAAUCAGACCCUUCUAUUCCAGACAGGCGUGCAGUUCUUCGAAGAGCAGGCAAAGUGCUGUGGACUGACCAACGGACCCUCUGACUGGGGCUCAACGUUCCCAACGUCCUGCUGGUGUGACAAUAAGACUGAGGCGUGCCAACUCACGAACGGACGGCCGGUGUACGCCAGGCCCUGUGUCAAGGUGUUGACUUCCUUCAUAGUGAAGGGGGCACUCAUCAUCCUGGGGGUCGCAUUCGGCAUCGCUGUCUUGCUGAUCUUUGGAAUGGCCUUUUCCAUGACUCUGUACUGCCAGUUAGUUAAAACUGAUGGUUAUAUUGCUCACUGAAUGCGCGGUUGUGUAUUUAUCAGGGAGCUUACGUGGACCUGUGAUCAACUCCGCAACACCUUUUCUCUUUCCGAAGUUGUUGACAUUGCACGUUGUAUUAAUAAUGUUAACAUAUAUAAUCCAUUGCUUAAAUAUCAAAGUAUGACGUUUGAUCAAACUGUAUUUAAUUACCCCCCUAGGUAAAAUGUGACAAAUGUU